Messenger RNA from Fusarium sp. VM40, 504 nucleotides. The record is from the annotation of a GenBank genome assembly. NCBI's taxonomy places the organism in Eukaryota, Fungi, Ascomycota, Sordariomycetes, Hypocreales, Nectriaceae.
AUGGCGCCAGUCGACCGCGUAAACCACGAUGCCCUUGAGCAGCAGCUCAAGGAUAUUAUCCAAGAUCUGUACCAGAUUAUGGUCCAGGUCUCAACCUACGACUCUGUUGGCCGCUCCAGCAGAGAAGUCCUCAUUAAUGAAAUCAAAACACUCUCCGACUCCCUCCGCUCGCUUCACGCUUCUGCCGCUCCUCCACACAAUCUCCCCUCCGUGCCGCCAGAACUCCUCGAGUACGUCGAGCACGGCCGCAACCCGGACAUCUACACGCGAGAGUUUGUUGAGCUUGUGCGUCACGGCAACCAGCUCAUGCGCGGAAAGCUCAACGCUUUUGGUACCUUCCGCGACGUCCUCGCAGAAAACAUCACCUCCGCUAUGCCUGAGUUGCAUGACGAUGUGGUCCAGGUGGUUGAGGCCACGGGAGGUGCACCGCCUGGGAGGAGGAAUGGGGAGCAGCCGCAGCAGAAUGGAAAUGCCUCCAACCAUGCGUCCUCGUCGGCUGCUUGA